AUGGAUUACGUGCCUGCAAGAUCUUCAUCUGCAUCGAGGAGUCGGCUAUCUCGGACGUCUUCCUCUCGUGAGGAAGAGGUACGUGAGGAGGAGGUGGGACAUGAGGAGGAGGAGAUAGCCGAUGUUCACCCUGAGCACGACGAGGAUGAUGCUCAAGACGCGGGGGAGGAGGACUACCCGGGAGGGCCUUCAGACACAUCUAUGUUGAUUUUCUAUCAUGACCAUGUCGCUCGACGAGUUUGGGAUUGUGAGGAACGGACAACCAUAAACUCUGUGAACCAUGCGCGAAAAAUAUUUGAUUUGUUUAAACCACGGGCUCAGUGGUUUAAUGACAUUGUAGUUGGUUCCAGACUUGGCGGGUUAUGCAUGACCAGAUAUAGUAUCAUCAACCAUGACAUGCAGGGGGCAUUUGCUGGAAACAAUUUCUUGGUAACUUCGGAUAUGCAUAUCCGAAAUUAUUGA
Molecule: messenger RNA, 462 nt
Organism: Vicia villosa (hairy vetch)
Lineage: Eukaryota; Viridiplantae; Streptophyta; Magnoliopsida; Fabales; Fabaceae
Exons: 2
Coding region: 1-462 (153 amino acids)
Source: RefSeq, a predicted model, not a curated record